UGCCCCAAAUCCUUACAAUUCUCACACUCAGUCCAAAAAUCAUUUUUAAAAAUCUACAAUAUUUUUAGAACAAAACUCAAUUCCUAAUAUUCAUGGCUCUUCAGGCUGCUGCAUUGCUUCCUUCUACUUUCUCUAUUCCCAAGGAGGGGAAAACUAGUGCAACUUUGAAGGAUUCUAGUCUCUUUGGAAUCUCUCUCUCUGACCAUGUUAAAUCUGAUUUUGGCUCUUCAUUCAAAAUCAAGAGCGGAAGAAAGUCAUCCCUCGGAGCUAUUAGAGCCGAGACAAUGGUUGCAUCUCCCAGUGUAACGAAUACCCCUGUGACAGGAAAGAAAACCUUAAGAAAAGGUUGUGUAGUAAUCACUGGAGCCUCUUCAGGACUAGGACUAGCAACAGCAAAAGCUCUGGCUGAGACAGGGAAAUGGCAGGUGAUUAUGGCAUGUAGGGACUUUCUUAAAGCUGAAAGAGCAGCAAAAUCAGCAGGGAUGCCUAAGGAGAAUUACACUAUCAUGCAUUUAGACCUUGCAUCGCUUGACAGCGUCAGACAAUUUGUCGAUAACUUUAGGAGAUCAGGCAAUCCUCUUGAUGUAUUGGUUUGUAAUGCAGCUGUUUAUCUGCCUACCGCGAAAGAGCCUUCGUUCACAGCUGAAGGAUUUGAGCUUAGUGUUGGGACUAACCAUCUUGGUCAUUUCCUUCUUUCAAGAUUGUUGAUUGAUGACUUGAAGCAGUCUGAUUACCCUUCCAAGAGACUCAUCAUUGUUGGUUCGAUUACAGGAAACACGAACACAUUGGCUGGAAAUGUACCUCCAAAGGCCAACCUCGGGGACUUGAGGGGUUUGGCAAGGGGGCUCGAUGGACUUAACAGCUCAGCCAUGAUUGAUGGUGGUGACUUUGAUGGUGCCAAAGCAUACAAAGACAGCAAGGUUUGCAAUAUGCUCACUAUGCAGGAAUUCCAUAGACGAUACCACGAAGAGACUGGCAUCACAUUUGCCUCUCUAUACCCUGGCUGCAUCGCGACAACAGGGCUAUUCAGAGAGCAUAUCCCCUUGUUUAGGCUUCUUUUCCCUCCAUUCCAGAAGUUCAUUACCAAGGGAUUCGUCUCCGAGGCAGAAUCUGGAAAGAGACUUGCACAGGUUGUAAGUGAUCCAAGUCUUACAAAAUCAGGUGUUUAUUGGAGCUGGAACAAGAACUCUUCCUCUUUUGAAAACCAGUUGUCAGAAGAAGCUAGUGACGUUGAGAAAGCGCGUAAAGUGUGGGAAGUCAGUGAGAAACUCGUGGGGUUGGCUUAGAUUUU
Solanum stenotomum is the source of this 1291-nucleotide messenger RNA. Its product is annotated as protochlorophyllide reductase-like. Gene Ontology annotation, molecular function: protochlorophyllide reductase activity. Bases 93 to 1286 code for a protein of 397 amino acids. The record is from RefSeq and is a predicted model, not a curated record. The transcript has 5 exons. NCBI's taxonomy places the organism in Eukaryota, Viridiplantae, Streptophyta, Magnoliopsida, Solanales, Solanaceae.